GCCCGCGACCCCGCGGCGGCCCGCAACGGACUGGCCGAGGGCGCCGAGCCCGAGGACGACGACGAGCAGGUGCGGCUGCUGUCCUCGGCCCUGAGCGCCGGCUGCAGCCUGAGGAGCCCCUCGGGCCGGGAGGCGGAGCCCGGGGAGGACCGGACGAUACGAUACGUCCGUUACGAGUCCGAGCUCCAAAUGCCCGAUAUCAUGAGACUGAUCACCAAAGAUCUGUCCGAACCCUACUCCAUUUAUACGUAUAGAUAUUUUAUCCACAACUGGCCACAGCUGUGCUUCUUGGCCAUGGUAGGGGAGGAGUGUGUAGGUGCCAUCGUUUGCAAGUUGGAUAUGCACAAAAAGAUGUUCCGCAGAGGUUAUAUAGCCAUGUUAGCUGUGGAUUCCAAAUACAGGAGAAAUGGCAUUGGUACUAACUUGGUCAAGAAAGCUAUAUAUGCCAUGGUUGAAGGAGACUGUGAUGAGGUUGUUUUGGAAACCGAAAUAACAAAUAAGUCUGCUUUGAAACUUUAUGAAAAUCUUGGUUUUGUUCGAGAUAAGCGGCUGUUCAGAUACUAUUUAAAUGGAGUUGAUGCACUGCGACUUAAACUAUGGCUGCGUUGAGAAACUGACAUCGAGGAACAACUUCCAACCACACAGAGUCGACCUUUGCAUGCAAUGCAAUUUGUACAGAAUUGCUUUGCAGGUGGAUUUAGUAAUUCCCAUGCAGCUCUUUAUCUGUCAGUGUCUCAUUGAGUGUCGCACAAUAUUUGUUGCACUUUGGCAUGGCGCAUUCGUUCUGAAUUAAAAGAGAUUGUUUUAAACUAAAGGAGUUCUUUUGGUACCAGCAAGAUGUGCCAGUUGAUAGCCAAGAUUUGUUCAUUUGCAGUCUGCUGACAAUGUUAUUUACAUAGUGACCAUUUUAUCACAGAACCAGUAAGUGGAACAUAAUUUGUUCCUUAAAAAGCCAAUGUAGAUUGUAAAAGUCUCUGAGUGUACUAACAUUUCACACAAAACCUGCCAUAGUUUUCUGAAGAGGAUGAGGGAAAAGUUUCAAUUUUAGGUUUUAUUUUUUCAAUAUUAAAUUUUCCAUUCUUGAAUAUUGGUACCUCAGUGAUUAGUGAAUGAAAAAAUGUAGGGUGGGAUAUGUCUUACAGUGAGUAAAGAUAAUUAAAGUGCGUCUGCCAGUGCCUGUGUAGAUAAGUAUAUUUGUCUUCAUCUCUAGUUUUUGAAUGCAUGCUGACUUUUCCUUUUCUUUAUGGCCUUUGCAAGCAAAUUUUUGUUUUUAUUUAAAUUCUAAAUUUGACAAUAAAUUAUUUCAGAUUUUUAUAAUUUGGAUACUUUUUCCAGGUGACAAUGCUUCACCUUACAAGUCCCUUCUUUCCAUGCAGUAACAAAUAGAAUCUGCUUGGAAAAUGUUUGAGAAAUGGCUCAAGAGGGAUGAGAAAAGUUGAUGGAGCUAGGAAUUGCUGGAUUUUAGGUGCACUUUUUUUUGAGGGAACUUUUGGGAAAGAAUAGAAAAUUAAAUUGGUAUCAUUUUAUUUAAUCAAAAUUACUGCAACAGCUUUUAUAAAGUAACUAAAAGUAUUUUCCCCACUUGAUUUGGAUUUACAUUGCUUCCAUUUCUUAAAAUGCUUCACUUUGGUUCAUGGUCUUCAAAAUAAAUUUCAAGGUGUAUUGUAUCCUUUUAAGCUGCUUUUAUUUUCUUUUCACUUGUCUAAAUAGAUUCUUGGGAAGAGCUUUGCCUUGUUCCUCCAGAAAAACAAGAGAUAAAGGAAAAUCUUUUUUAAUGAGUUCUUUGGGUUUUCACCCACCAUGUUUAUUAAUUACGUUAUGUAUUGAUAAAUUUGUCAGUGUAACAAAUUUUGAAGUUAAUUGCUUUCAGUUGAGUCAGCAAACCUAUGGUGGAUAACUUAUUUAACUGGAAAACCUAAGUACCCAUAAGAAAAGGUUUAUUCUUUGUGAAAAAAUGUCCUAUAGAAUCUGUUGUUGUUGCUGUUUUCAUUUGAAUAUGCUUUACAUCGCCUCUAGGAGUUGGUUUGAAUUUUUUGUGGCUAUAAUUACUGUAUUUUUAAAAAACCCUACCUCCAUUAACAGUUGGUAAAGGCCCCUUUUCAGGAAAGUUUGCAUUUUUUUUUUUUUAAGGAAAGCUGCUCUUUGCUCAGUAUAGUAUUUUGAAAGUGAACAUGCUAAUUACUUUUAAAAUAAAGAUACACAAUUUAUAUUUGAUGAAAAUAAAACCUUCCUGCUGUGGUGGGAUCAUUUAUAAUUCCUAAUUUUAAAGAAAACUUUUUCUUUCUAUUCUAUAUUGCUCUUCAGAAUUUAAUGAGCAGAAUACUGGGUUAUUAAAAAUAAGACCACACAGUACUCAGCUUUUCAGCUGACUUGUUUUGCAUCUGUUUUAGAAGAAUACUAGUCAUAGUAAUGCUUCUGUUAUUAUUUUUAAUAUGAAGGAAACAAUCUAAAACAGUAUUAUGUCAUCAGAUUUACUUCACCCCUUUCUAUAUGACUUGCUGGUUAAUAGGGUAAUGAUUGUUGUUGAAUACACAUUUGCUUGACUCAGUAAUGGGGACAGUUAUAGAUAACUUGCUAGAUUAUCAGUUCAGACCAUCUUUGUUUUAGUUGGCCUAUCAAACUAUCACCACUGAUCCUUAACCUCACAUUUCCUGGAUCAGCUGUUACCUGAGCAUUUGUAAACAUGACCUUAACUGUGUGACUAGAAACUCAAUGGUUGCCAUAUUGUUCUGUUGGUGUAUGUUAAUUAAGUAUCAGUGUAUACCUUAUGCCUUUAAUCGGAUGCACAAAAAUUGUUCACCUAAAAUUUUAACCUCUAGCAUGAUAAUCCAGCACCAAAAUUAAAAGUAUCCAUUCAAGUCAAAAUGUAUAAACAUUAAGUUACUUUAAGCUUUUGUUUUUCUUAAUAUCAGCUUAAAAUAAUUUCAUUUAAUUGAUAGAGUACGUUCACUUGGCUGAAACUGAGUAAAAUUGGCGCAACUUUCUUUUAAUAGGGUGCUGCUUCCUUAAGGCUGACUGUACUGUGUACUAUCCACUGACACUGGUUUGGCAGAUGGUACUGCUGAAACUUUUUACACAUGCUACCAUGAAGCUAUAUAUGUUAAUAUUGAAGAAGCUUAACGGGUAUACUACCAUUUUUGAUGUGUGGGCUAAUUUUCCUUAUAUUGGGAUGAAACUACUUACUCUAGAGAAGUUCACGGAUCAGAAACCAGACAUUAGUUUUUGGAGUUGAAGCCAGCAAAAUAAAAAGAAAGGAAUUACUAUUAAAAAUUGGUUUUAAUAUUUUCUGCCUCUCUUGUCCAAGUUACCUUCCCCAUUUGCUUGAUAAAUCUAUGUAAAAGGAGUUUGUCAUAUUUUAACUUUACCUUGCCCUGUGUUACAGUAUCAGCAGACGUGUAAGACUGGAUGUGUAUAUUUAUUAUGGUAUCUAAAAAUCAUAAAAUUCAUCACUUUUCAGGAGCAUAGAUCAAAUUGGUAAUGCAUCAGAGUGAGUUUUCAGUGCACCAUGACGUCUCUAUAAUGUUAUAGGGUUUUCAGGUUUGUAAAAACAUAAAUUAUAUUGACAUCAAAUAUGAGUUGCGUAUCUAUUAAGUAUGACGUGUAUCUCAAAAUAUUGGACUGAUGUUUGAUGACUGGAUAUUACUGCAUAAUUUUCUCCUCUUGUCCCAUAUCCUUUUGGAGAGAGAGAUUCAGUGGGGGUUUGAAAUGUGCAAGCUGUCUAAGUUGCAGUCAAAUAAAGUAUGGUUACGUUGUGUUGGCA
This is a messenger RNA of Chinchilla lanigera (long-tailed chinchilla), 3760 nucleotides long. It is a transcript of the gene Naa30, whose product is annotated as N(alpha)-acetyltransferase 30, NatC catalytic subunit. NCBI's taxonomy places the organism in Eukaryota, Metazoa, Chordata, Mammalia, Rodentia, Chinchillidae. Gene Ontology annotation, cellular component: nucleus. Gene Ontology annotation, molecular function: RNA polymerase II transcription regulatory region sequence-specific DNA binding; acyltransferase activity, transferring groups other than amino-acyl groups; DNA-binding transcription factor activity, RNA polymerase II-specific. The record is from RefSeq and is a predicted model, not a curated record. Gene Ontology annotation, biological process: positive regulation of transcription by RNA polymerase II; regulation of neuron differentiation.